UUCCAUCCACAACAACUACGCCACUAAACACAACGACUGUUACUACAUCACCUACAACAACAACGGAAACUACAACCACCCCUCCAUCCAUGACAACUAUGCCACUAGCCACAACAACCAUUAAUACACCUACUACACCAACCACACAAACUACAACCACUUCCCCAUCCAUGACAACUACCCCACUAACCACAACAACCAGCACUACAGCAACCACACUAUCUACAACCACUACUCCAUCCACAACAACUACUCCACUAAACACAAUUGUUACUACACCAACCACAACAACAAUGCAAACUACAACCACCUCUCCAUCCACACCAACUAUGCCACUAGACAUAACAACCAUCGCUACACCAACUGCAACAACCACACAAUCUUCAGUCACUUUCCCAUCCACAACAACCACCCAACAAAGCACAACAACCAUCACUACACCAGCUAUGACAACGACACAAUCUACAACCACUAUUCCAUCCACAACAACUACUCCACUAAACACAACUGUUACUACAUCACCUACAACAACAACGGAAACUACAACCACCCUUCCAUCCAUGACAACUAUGCCACUAGCCACAACAACCAUUGAUACACCUACUACGGAAACCACACAAACUACAACCACUUCCCCAUCCAUGACAACUACCCCACUAACCACAACAACCAGCACUACAGCAACCACACUAUCUACAACCACUACUCGAUCCACAACAACUACUCCACUAAACACAAUUGUUACUACACCAAUUACAACAACAAUGCAAACUACAGCCACCUCUCCAUCCACACCAACUAUGCCACUAGACAUAACAACCAUCGCUACACCAACUACAACAACCACACAAACUACAGCCACAACAACUUCCCCACUAACCACAACAACCAGCAUUACACCAACUACAACAACCACACAAACUACAGCCACAACUCCAUCCACAACAACUUCCCCACUAACCACAACCAUCACAACGCCAACUACAACAAUGACACAAUCUACAACCACUCCUUCAUCCAUAACAACAACCCCACUCACUACAACCACCAUCACUACACCAAUUACAACCACUACAUCAGCAACAACAACCACACAAACUACAACCACUUCCCCAUACACAACAGCUACCCCACUGACUACAACAACCAUCACUACACCAACUGCAACAGCAACACAGUCUACAACCACUACUCCAUCCACAACUACCCCAAUAAUCACAACAACCAUCAACACACCAGCUACAACAAGCACACAAACGAUAACCACAACACUAACCACAACAACCACCCAACAAAGCACAACAACCAGCACUACACCCACCACACAAGCUACAACCACUCCUCCAUCCAUAACAACAACCCCAGUAACUACAACCACAAUCACUACACCAGUUACAACAACCAUGCAAACUACGGCCACUCCUUCAUCCACAACAACUACCCCAAUAACCACAGAAACCACACAAACUACAACCACUUCCCCCUCCACAACAGCUACCCCACUGACUACAACAACCAUCACUACACCAACUGCAACAGUGACACAAUCUACAACCACUACUCCAUCCACAACUAACCCAAUAACCACAACAACCAUCGAUACACCAGCUACAACCACACAAACUAUAACCACAACAUUGACUACAACAACCAUGCUAACUGCAACCACUCCUUCAACCAUAACAACUGCCCCCCUAACCACUACACCAACUACAACCACUACACCAGCUACAACACAAUCUAUAACCACUAUACCAACUACAACCACACAAUCUACAACUACUACUCCAUCCACAACAAUUGUUACUACACCACCUACAACAACAAUGCAAACUACAAGCACCUCUCCAUCCACACCAGCUCUGCCACUAGCCACAACAACCAUCGCUAUACCAACUACAACAACCACACAAACUACAGCCACAACUCCUUCCACAAUAACCUCCCAACUAACCACAACAUCCAUCACUACACCAACUACAACAACACAAUCUACAACCACUAUACCAGCUUCAACAACUACUUCCCCACUAACCACAACCAUCACUACACCAACUACAAUGACACAAUCUACAGCCACUCCUUCAUCCAUAACAACAACCCCACUAACUACAACUACCAUUACUACACCAAUUGCAACCACUACUCCAUCCACAACAGCCACACAAACUACAACCACUUCCCCAUCCACAACAGCUACCCCACUGACUACAUCCAUCACUACUCCAGCUGCAACAGCAACACAAUCUACAACCAUCACUACACCUGCUACAACAACCACACAAACUAUAACCACAACACUGACUACAACCACCAUGCUAACUACAACCACUCCUUCAUCUGUAACAACUGCUCCCCUAACCACUCCACCAUUUACAACCACUACACCAGCUAUGACAACGACACAAUCUACAACCACUACUCCAUCCACAACAACUACUCCACUAAACACAACAAUUGUUACUACACCACCUACAGCAACAAUGCAAACUACAACCACCCCUCCAUCCACACCAACUAUGCCACUAGCCACAACAACCAUUGAUACACCUACUACACCAACCACACAAACUACAACCACUACUCCAUCCACAACAACUACUCCACUAAACACAAUUGUUACUACACCAACUACAACAACAAUGCAAAUUACAACCACCUCUCCAUCCACACCAACUUCCCCACUAACCACAACCAUCACUACGCCAACUACGACACAAUCUACAACCACUCCUUCAUCCAUAACAACAAUCCCACUAAUUACAACUACCAUUACUACACCAAUUACAACCACUACACCAGGUGACACAACCACACAAACUAUAACCACUUCCCCCUCCACAACAGCUACCCCACUGACUACAACAUCCAUCACUACACCAACUGCAACAGUGACACAAUCUACAACCAUCACUACACCUGCUACAACAACCACACAAACUAUAACCACAACACCGACUACAACAACCACACAAACUACAACCUUUCCUCCAUCCACAGCAACUACCCCACUAAACACAACAACCAUCACUACACCACCCACAGCACCCAUACAAAGUACAACAACCAUGCAAACUAUAACGUCUCUUCCAUUCACAACUAUGCCACUAACCAAUACAACAGAGCUUCGAUGCUUCAUUGUGACUGUUGGACCUGACCCAACAACAACAGCACCAACUACAACACCUACAGCUGCUACAACAACGAUGAAAAUUACAACCACUCCUCCAUCCACAACUAUUCCACCAACAACCAUCAGUACACCAACUACAAUAACAGAACAAUCUACAACCACUACUUCAUCCACAACAACUACUCCACUAAACACAACAAUUGUUACUACACCAGCUACAACAACAAUGGAAACUACAACCACCCCUCCAUCCACACCAACUAUGCCACUAGCCACAACAACCACUGAUACAAAUACUACAACAAUCACACAAACUACAACCACUUCCCCAUCCAUGACAACUACCCCACUAACCACAACAACCAUCACCACAACAAGCGCUGAACCAACUACAACAGCACAAGCUACAACUACUCCAUCCACAACCACUACUCCGUCCACAACAACUACCCCACUAAACACAACAGUCAUCACCACAUUAACUCUAACAACCAUCACCACAACAACCGCUGAACCAACUACAACAACAGCACAAGCUACAACGACAUCUAUACCACAAACAACAACUUUUAGUCUAACUACUACACAAAAUACAUCAUCAUCAAUUGUUACAACUUCUACACCAACAGCAACCACACAGAAUACAACUGCCAUCACCUCUUCGACUACUUCACUAACUACCACCACAAGUACAACACCAAGUACAACCACUGCUCCUUCAACGACUACACCACAAACUACAACAGCAAUCAGCGAAACUACAUCCCCGUCAGUUAUCACCACCACUACACUGACAACAACCACACAGAGAACUACUACCAUCCCGUCAAGUACAACUACCGUUCCUUCAACAGCUACACCCACAACAACAGCAAUUCCACCACCAGUUACUACACCUGAAGACACAGCUCCCCCAACAUCUGCAAUCUCAGAUCAAAUUGUCAUAGGCCUGAGAGUCAGGAUCUCCUCUUCAUCUCCACUGUCUGAGGAAGACAUCAAGAACACCGUCAUACAACAGCUUAAAGAUGCACUGGUGCGAAAUGGGCUGCCAGCAGGCUCCACUCUCCGCCUCGUAAGAAGAGUGUAACUGGAAGUUACAACCACAGCGACCCCUGGUGCUUUAUUGUGAAAAUGUGUUGAGCCCUGUUGGCGAAGGAAGCUGCAUCAAAUUAUCUGGUGCAGUGAAAGAGUAUUUAAAAUGUUUUUUUUUUUCUUUUUUAGCUCUAAUGAAUUUUAAAAUUUUCCACUUGGGUUAAAGUGCAAUCACUUGCUGUCGCUGUCGACACCAGGCCCGAAGGACAGAGAAGCUGGUAUGUGAGUGUUUUUGUUAACUAAAUCAGCGUCUUUCAGCUUAAAGCCAGAGUCUGUCUUUCUGUCCUUCUUGAGGCCGGUCCUCAAACACUAGAACUGUUAAAGCCUGUGGUAGAAAUGGACAGCUCCCAUGU
Molecule: messenger RNA, 4578 nt
Organism: Toxotes jaculatrix (banded archerfish)
Lineage: Eukaryota; Metazoa; Chordata; Actinopteri; Toxotidae
Product: mucin-2-like
Exons: 4
Coding region: 90-4220 (1376 amino acids)
Source: RefSeq, a predicted model, not a curated record